AUGGAGCUACCUCGUCGGAUCGAACCUGGCUGGGGGAGCGCAUCCAAACAGACCCAAAGCGAGAAUACUGCAGCCCCCAAGUCUGAUGCACAGCUAAUGCUUGAGAAUGUUCUACAGGGAACUACCCAAUCUAUGGAGCAGUCCGCUGAGUCGGCCAAUAAACCCCAGGAUGCUAAGCCUCGUCUGAUGCUGAUGGGCCUGCGUCGGAGCGGCAAGUCAUCGAUCGCUAGCGUGGUCUUCCACAAAAUGCCACCCAACGAGACUCUUUUCCUGGAAUCGACGACCCGGAUCCAGAAGGAUUCAAUCCACUCGUUCAUGGACUUUCAGGUCUGGGAUUUCCCUGGUCAGCUGGAGUACCUAGAGCCGUCUUUCGAUCUGGAAAGCAUCUUCGGAAGUUUGGGCGCGCUGGUCUGGGUCAUUGACGCUCAAGACGAUUACAUGGAAUCGGUGGCGCGUCUCAAUCGCACGAUCUUAACCGUUCAGCAGUACUAUCCGAACAUCAACAUCGAGGUCUUCAUUCACAAGGUCGACGGUAUCACCGAUGAAUACCGCACCGACACAUUCCAGGAUAUUGUCCAGCUCAUUUCGGACGAGCUCAGUGAUGCGGGGUACGAAAAUGCUCCGGUUCAUUACUACCUGACCUCCAUCUACGACUACUCCGUCUUUGAGGCCUUCAGUAAGGUCAUUCAGAAACUCAUUCCCAACCUGUCUACGUUGGAGAAUCUGAUCAACACCUUGUCCAACAAUUGCGGAUUUGAAAAGACCUAUCUUUUCGACGUUCUCAGCAAGAUCUACAUUGCGUCCGACACCCGUCCGGUUGACAUGUCCUGCUAUGAGAUGUGCUCCGACUAUAUUGACGUUAUUGUGGACAUUUCGGAGCUGUACUCCUGGGAUCACCCCGACCGCAAGGCCAAGGGCGAGCAGAAUCAGGAGGCAGAAAGCCACGCUGUUUUGCACGAUGAUACGAUGAUCCACCUCAUGGAGAUGAACAAGUAUCUUUGUCUUGUUUCCGUUAUCCGGAACCCCGAGUCGAAGGAUAAAAAGGGCCUUAUCGAUAUGAAUUGCCGUACCUUCCAGGAAGCUCUCAAUGAUGUCUUCUCCCGCAGCUGGGAGCAGGACCAGGAAGAACCCGGAGUGGUGACCGAGGAGUAA
Aspergillus neoniger CBS 115656 is the source of this 1152-nucleotide messenger RNA. Its product is annotated as GTR/RAG family Ras-related GTP-binding protein. Gene Ontology annotation, cellular component: Gtr1-Gtr2 GTPase complex; nucleus; fungal-type vacuole membrane. Gene Ontology annotation, biological process: cellular response to starvation; regulation of autophagy; positive regulation of TOR signaling. Gene Ontology annotation, molecular function: GTP binding; GTPase activity. NCBI's taxonomy places the organism in Eukaryota, Fungi, Ascomycota, Eurotiomycetes, Eurotiales, Aspergillaceae. The record is from RefSeq and is a predicted model, not a curated record. The transcript has 4 exons. Bases 1 to 1152 code for a protein of 383 amino acids.